AAUGCCAUCAAAACAGCAUAUGAAGGUGAAUACGGUAGAUCGCUGGAAAGUGCUGUUAAAUGGGAUACACAUGGCGAUUUUGAGCGACUUCUUGUUGCACUUCUUCAAGCGGGACGUGAUGAAAGCAAUCGUGUUGAUGAGAGCAAAGCAUAUGAAGAUGCACAAAAACUGUUCGAUGCUGGUGAAAAUACAUGGGGCACUGACGAAUCGACAUUCACUCAGAUUUUAGUGACCGAAAAUUUCCAUCAACUUCGCAAAGUUUUCGAGAAGUACAACGAAAUUGCUGGUCAUCCAAUUCAGCAGGCGCUUGAGCGUGAAUUUGGCGAUGACACAGAGAAGGGUUUCCUUGUUUUGGCUGACUGCAUUGAAAGCACACCACGAUUUUUCGCACAACGAAUCCAUAAUGCGAUGAAGGGUUUCGGCACAGAUGACAGUGAAUUGAUUCGACUGAUCGUUUCAAGAUCUGAAUGUGAUUUGGCUUUGGUUCGAGAAGCGUAUUGCCAAGAAUUCGGAACGUCACUUGUUGAUGCGAUUCAAUCUGAUUGUUCGGGAGCCUAUAAGGAUUGCUUAGUUUCUAUUGUUGAGGGUAACUGA
This is a messenger RNA of Anisakis simplex (herring worm), 594 nucleotides long. The record is from the annotation of a GenBank genome assembly. Lineage: Eukaryota; Metazoa; Nematoda; Chromadorea; Rhabditida; Anisakidae.